GCGCAGAGAAGUUUCUUCUGAACCUUCACUAAUUAGGCAACAGAUAAUUCAUAUGGCAGGGAACACAUUAGCUUUUUAUAAGGUUAGCUAAAGUAACGUUGCUAUGAGUCCGCAUGUUUACCUCUGUGAAACAGCCUUAAUGUCAUGGACACUAAUAACUCACUUGUAAUGAACGGUUUGCUACAAAGUUUGGCCGCAUUUAAAACCAAAUAAUGGGAAGGGAUUAAAGGUAAAACUAAACUUAGCAUUUAUCCUUCAGGUCCACAGGAGUUGUUGGAACGAAUAAGGGACAUAACACUACUUGCUAAAUAGCUGUCUCCAAAAUGUCUGAGGUGAGCAGCCAGCUGCCUGCAGACCCCAUCUCUGCAGUUGGAGUCGUCACUUCACUCAGCAAGGUUCCCGAGAGCUACUAUGUUGUUGCACAAACAACAGAUGGCUCUGACGCCGACCUGUGGAAGGACGGCUUAUUCAAAUCCAAGGUCACUCGCUACCUCUGUUUCACCAGAAAAACUGGGCCCGACAUUGUUGUGGACAUGAAGCUGACUGACAUUAAGGACGCGUUGCCAGAGGGCUUCACACCUGUGCAAGAAACAAUGGACACAAAGGAAACUGCCGUGAGGAAGAGGAGGCUCUGUGUGAAGAUCAGCCCUCGUGCAGCUGCUGAGACGGCUGUAUUUGACAUCCAGAUUAUUGCGAAGUCCAAGUACCAUCUUGUUAACUACACCUGUAUAGGUGAGAUUAACAAUAUGGGAAUAUGGUAUCGAAUGGGAGAUGUUCCUCAGCAGCAGUCCAGCCAGGACACGUCCAUCACAGCUAAGGCUGACGCCCCAUCUAACACAGCAAGUUGGAGGACCAGGAGCAGGCCAGAUUAUGAGCACCAGAGCAGUGGGAGCUACACCAAGACAGCUCACUGUAGGUGUUGCUGGCUCUGCCCACUUUCUGGAAGACUGAUGGACCAGCGCCUGACUGGGACUGCCGCCUGGCUCCCUACCCACAACCAGAUUUCAAGGACUGCUUGUCACAGAUGGAAAACUCUGGAUGAUGUUCCCUUUGUGAUCUCUGAGAAGUUUUAUGACAGCCCCAAAGAGAUGCAGCAAGUCAAUUUAAUGGGCAUUACGAUCAAAUCCCUGGCAGAGAUCGAGGAGGAAUUUCACUACAACUUCAGCACAGAGAGAAGCAUUGCUAUGUAACUUUCCUCCCAGCCCUCUCGAGCUGACAGAGACACCGCUGGACUGGAAAAAUACUGAUGGAUAAAAAAAUAUAAUUUGUAAAAUGAUGAACUAAUGAAACUAAGGUAGAUUUUGGAUAUACCACAAAUGUAUAUUAUGUAAUUUUAGACAGAAAAGGUGUUUUAAUUUUAAUGGAUUUUAUGUAAAUGAUCCAGUUCUUGAAAUAUUUUUGAUAAUAUACAACUUUGAACAUUAAAUUCAGAAAAUUCAGAAAUGUUUCAACUUUCAACUUUGUCUCACCCAGAUGAGUUCAGAAGGAUUGUUCAGAAUAGUGUCAUGCUCAAAAUAAAUAAAACUAAUUAAUAUCCCUGAA
Messenger RNA from Lates calcarifer (barramundi perch), 1542 nucleotides. It is a transcript of the gene mvb12bb, whose product is annotated as multivesicular body subunit 12Bb. The record is from RefSeq and is a predicted model, not a curated record. NCBI's taxonomy places the organism in Eukaryota, Metazoa, Chordata, Actinopteri, Centropomidae. Gene Ontology annotation, biological process: viral budding; regulation of epidermal growth factor receptor signaling pathway; virus maturation. The coding region runs from base 324 to 1190 and encodes 288 amino acids. The transcript has 11 exons. Gene Ontology annotation, cellular component: late endosome; ESCRT I complex.